UUAAAAUAGUCGACUGCCGCGCAACGACACAGCGCAUGGUGUGUGGCGCGUUGCGCUUAACGUGUCCAUCGUCAGGUAGCGUCAGCACAACGGCAUGAAAGCGAAAACGCAAAAGAACAAAAUUUGCCAUGCUUUACACGCAACAGCGCUUAGAAAAUCAUCGACCGUUUGCACUACACUUUCCAUAGACCAGAAGAAGCACACACCAGCGCACAUACACAAAGCGCGCGCAUGUGUGCGCAAUGCCAGUGGCUAUGGCGCGCCGAGCGUAGGGAGCGACAAGCGCAUGAGUUUGCAAGUUCAACAACGUUGUCGCUGCUGGCGCAGCUUAAUUCACUACAAAAACCUUUGCGUCAUUACCAGCGACGAAGCCAGCGCUAACGUGUUAGCCGUCGACGCGCAGGUUGAAGCUGUUGGACAACCUGUUCGAUGUUGGCGCUUAUUUGCAUUGAACUAUUUAGUUUUGCUUUUUGUGCUUAUCAAGCAUAUCGAUGAAGAAGCUGACUGCCGAAGAGUAGGCACUAUCGUCGUCUAUUCACUACGAUUAUUAAAACCACAUACAACAGCCGAGCGGCAAGCAUUCCAAGUUACGUUUCCUCGGCGUUAAGACGCGUGCUACCGAGAACACGCUAAACUGCAGACGGGGCAGACAACGGGCGCGCGGUUCUAACAACACCAAACAUAAGCAAGUGGCUAGAACGCGGUGGCAGCGUUAAGAAACUGUUGAAAAGGCAUACGAAAUCAGUUAUAUUCGCCUAGAAAAAUACAUAUAAAUCAGUGCAAAGUGCAAAUAAAAACAUUGAAAAUAAGAAAAAAAAUAUUGGAAUUGAAUUUUAUGAAGUAAGAACUAUAGAACUUUGAAACUUUUGUGUGCGCGCAGACGUAAAAGUGUAGCGAAUUUUCGGAGCGCAGUAAAAAAAUAUGUGCGAUUGUCUAUAAAAUCUGAAUAAUAUAAAAUUGUGUGCGCGAAAAUGUUUUUCUUACUGCAACCACGUUUGCUACUACCUGUGCUAGUAUGCCUGCUGUGCGCCUUUACUUGGGCGCAGGAGCGCAAUGUAAUACUAGAGACCUUUGACUUUCUGCGUCGCGGCCAGAUAGACGCAAAUUUAGAAAAUUACGACAAUAACCUGCAAAUGGAGAAGGAAUAUGAUUUUAUUGUUGUCGGCGCGGGUACAGCGGGUUGUGCAAUAGCGGCGCGCUUGUCAGAGAAUCCAAAAUGGAAGGUGCUGCUGCUCGAAGCUGGCGGCCCAGAGAGUCUCAUAAUGGAUGUGCCCAUAGUAGCACAUUUUUUGCAACUGGGCGAAAUGAAUUGGAAGUAUCGCACGCAACCUUCGGAUCGCGCUUGCUUAGCUAUGAACAACAAUCGUUGCAAUUGGCCGCGCGGCAAGGUUAUGGGCGGCUCGUCUGUGCUUAACUAUAUGAUGUAUACGCGCGGUAACCGACGUGACUACGAUCGCUGGGCAGAGUUGGGUAAUGUUGGCUGGGGUUGGCGUGAUGUGUUGCCAUAUUUCAAGAAAUAUGAAGGCUCCAAUGUGCCAGAUGCUGAUGAGGAUUUAGUGGGACGCAAUGGUCCAGUUAAAGUGUCGUAUGUGAAUUGGCGUUCAAAGAUUGCCGACGCCUUUUUGGAGGCGGUGCAGCAAGAUGGUUUGCAACAUCGCGAUUACAAUGGACACAUUCAAAAUGGUGUCAACUACUUGCAUACGACCACACGCAACUCAACGCGUUGGAGUUCAAAUCGUGCUUAUUUGUAUCCGCUCAAGGGUAAACGCCGUAAUUUGCACGUGAAGAAAUUCGCUUUAGUCACAAAAGUGCUCAUCGAUCCAACUACAAAAACCGCUUACGGCAUAAUGGUGCGCACCGACGGACGCGAGCACAAAAUACUCGCGCGCCGAGAGGUGAUCGUUAGCGCUGGCGCCAUAAACACACCGCAACUGCUCAUGCUCUCAGGUGUUGGGCCAGCGCAGCAUUUGCGUGAGGUGGGCAUUAAGCCGAUUGUGGACUUGGCCGUAGGCUUUAAUCUGCAAGAUCAUACAGCGCCUGCGGUAACGUUCACGACCAAUGCAACAUCGUUACAUUUUGAAGAUUUCGCCGAUCCGACACUGGUGAAUCGCUUUAAUCGUCAAGAGGGUCCCUACGGUUCACCCGGCGGCUGUGAGGCUAUGGCUUUCUGGGACUUGGACCACCCACAACUGAAGGAUGGUUGGCCAGAUAUUGAACUGUUCUUGGUAGGCGGCUCAAUGUCCUCAAAUCCGGCGAUAUCGCGUGCCUUUGGUCUCAAAAAAAUCAUCUACGAUUCCAUGUUUGCGGAAAUCGAAGACAAAGAACUCAAUGCAUUCAUGAUAUUCCCCAUGAUAUUGCGUCCUAAGAGCCGCGGACGCAUCAUGCUCAAAAGCACAGAUCCGCAAAAAUACCCACUUAUCUACUCAAACUACUACGCGCAUCCCUAUGAUGUCGACAUCUCUGUGCGUGGCGUGCAGAAGGCGAUCAGUCUGAUCAACUAUCCGGGCUUCAAGAAGAUCAACGCCAAAGUAUGGAAUCGCAGAAUACCCACAUGUAAGGGUAUCGAAUUCGGUACACGCGACUACUGGGAAUGUCAUGUGCGCCAUUUCACUUUCACCAUCUACCACUACUCAGGCACAGCAAAAAUGGGCCCGGCAACCGAUCCGGCGGCUGUGGUGGAUCCCCGUCUGCGUGUCUAUGGCAUUAAAAAUCUGCGUGUGGCCGAUGCGAGCAUCAUGCCAGAGAUCAUGUCCGGACAUCCGAACGGGCCAGUCUUCAUGAUAGCCGAGAAGGCGGCGGAUAUGAUCAAAGAGGAUCACGGCUUCAAGCAAUAACGCGGCGCCAUUGUAGAAGUAUUUUUAAGUAGAACAUAAACUGUAUUUAUAUGCCAAGCUUUCCAAAAGGGGACAACAGUAGCUUGUAAGACAGGGUGGUACUAAGUCUAAGCCAGCAUUAAGUAUAAAUAAGUUUAAUUAAGUUUUUAGUUUUAAGUAUGCAAAAAUGUGUUGCCAAGUAGGUUAAUUCCAAAUUUAAACCUUUAGAUUACUAUAGAGCAUCAAUGAAGCAUUCUAAGUCUAAAUAUUUACAGUUACUUUUAGUGAAAUAGAAAAAUCAGUGCACUGAAAAUUAAUACUUAAGUUUUAAAGUGAAAAUAAAUAUGUUUGUAAGCAUGUGUCAA
Messenger RNA from Bactrocera dorsalis (oriental fruit fly), 3178 nucleotides. Its product is annotated as glucose dehydrogenase [FAD, quinone]. The transcript has a single exon. Bases 972 to 2834 code for a protein of 620 amino acids. Gene Ontology annotation, molecular function: oxidoreductase activity, acting on CH-OH group of donors; flavin adenine dinucleotide binding. Lineage: Eukaryota; Metazoa; Arthropoda; Insecta; Diptera; Tephritidae. The record is from RefSeq and is a predicted model, not a curated record.